This is a messenger RNA of Solanum pennellii, 1305 nucleotides long. Its product is annotated as peroxidase 39-like. Gene Ontology annotation, cellular component: plasmodesma; plant-type cell wall. The record is from RefSeq and is a predicted model, not a curated record. Gene Ontology annotation, molecular function: peroxidase activity; heme binding. NCBI's taxonomy places the organism in Eukaryota, Viridiplantae, Streptophyta, Magnoliopsida, Solanales, Solanaceae. The transcript has 4 exons. Gene Ontology annotation, biological process: hydrogen peroxide catabolic process; response to oxidative stress. Bases 37 to 1011 code for a protein of 324 amino acids.
UUAGAGAAAUUAUUUUUGCAAGAAAGAGUAAAGGAGAUGGAAGGAGGAAUAUUGAAGUUUUUGUUCUUCACUAUACUAGUUUUUGUUGCAAUAGGACAUAGUAAUGGUCAAUUAAGAAAAGGUUUUUAUAAGUCGAGUUGUCCACAAGCUGAACAAAUUGUUCAAAACAUCACUUGGAAACGUGUUGCUAGUAAUUCUACCUUGCCUGCUAAAUUGUUGAGGAUGCAUUUUCACGAUUGCUUUGUCAGGGGUUGUGAUGGUUCAGUAUUGAUAGACUCCACAGCAAACAACAGUGCGGAGAAGGCUGCAAUACCAAAUUUAAGCCUAGGAGGUUUUGAUGUGAUUGAUGAAAUAAAAACUGCACUAGAAAACACUUGUCAAGGAGUCGUAUCGUGUGCUGACAUAUUGACAUUAGCGGCUAGAGACUCUGUUUCGUUCCAAUUUAAGAAACCAAUGUGGGAAGUGGUAACUGGAAGAAGAGAUGGAAGAAUUUCAAAGUCUUCAGAAGCACUCUCUGAAAUCCCAUCACCAUUUUUCAAUUUCACUUCCCUCAAACAGUCCUUUGCCAACAAAAGCCUCACUGUUCAUGAUCUUGUGGUUUUAUCAGGGGGACAUACAAUUGGAGUUGGACACUGUAAUCUCUUUAGCAACAGGCUAUACAAUUUCACAGGAAAAGGAGAUUCAGAUCCUUCCUUAGAUUCAACAUAUGUAACUUUCUUGAAAACAAAAUGUCAAAGCCUUUUAGACAACACAACAACUGUUGAAAUGGAUCCUGGGAGUUCUUUAACCUUUGACAAUAAUUAUUUUUCUGCCUUAAAACAACAAAAGGGCCUUUUUCAAUCAGAUGCUGCACUUUUGACUAAUAAAGGAGCUAAAAAUAUUGUUGAUGAGAUGCUUAUUGAUGGAAAAUUCUUCACUGAAUUUAGCCAAUCAAUGAAGAGAAUGGGAGCUAUUGGAGUAUUGACUGGAUCUAAUGGAGAAAUUAGAAAAAAAUGCAACGUGGUUAAUUAAAUAAUUCUUUAAAGCAAGUCUUGUGUAUGUGUGUGAAUUUGGUUGAGCUUUGUUUGUUUCUUUUUAUUAGUUGCACAAGGAGUAUAAAAAUGGAGAGAUAGUUGUUGUGGUUCGAGUCCUGGAUAUGUUGAAAAUUAUGUUGGAAGCAUCACCUCAAAUGAGCUAUGCAGUGUGCGAUUUGAAUUUAGUCGGGAUUUAAUGUAAAAUCCUGACGGCACGUGAAAAAAAAAUUGAUUUUUGCGUAUUGAUGAGUGAUGUAAUGUUUAUGAUUGAUUAAAUAAGUAAUUUGUUUAA